Messenger RNA from Hemicordylus capensis (graceful crag lizard), 13088 nucleotides. RefSeq names its product centrosomal protein 170B (gene CEP170B). The coding region runs from base 322 to 5307 and encodes 1661 amino acids. Gene Ontology annotation, molecular function: protein binding. The transcript has 20 exons. The record is from RefSeq and is a predicted model, not a curated record. NCBI's taxonomy places the organism in Eukaryota, Metazoa, Chordata, Lepidosauria, Squamata, Cordylidae.
GGACGCGCAAGAGCCGCCUCCUGACGUCUGGAAACCUGCUGUGCAAGUCAGCGCAGGCGGCGGCGCUGCGCCUUCCCUCCCUCGGCAGCCAGAGCAAGAAGGAGUCUCCUGGCGAGGAGAGAAAGAGACGGAGGAGGGGAUGUGCCGUGGCAUAGCAGAGCCUAGCCGGGGAGGCUAGGAACAGACGCCGCCUCUGCGCCGCCCUGGGGCUUGGAUCGGGCGCCGGCACCUGGCGCACCAGCGCGCUGGAGGGCGAGAAGCAGGAGCCGGAGCCGCCGCUGCGGGCAGGGAUGGUGAAAAGCUGAAGGGCCAAACACCAAAAUGAGUGUGACGUCAUGGUUCCUGGUGAGCAGCACGGGCAUUCGCCACCGGCUCCCUCGGGAGAUGAUAUUUGUCGGCAGAGAAGAUUGUGAGCUGAUGCUGCAGUCUCGCAGUGUGGAUAAGCAGCAUGCUGUCAUCAACUAUGACAAGGAGAAGGAUGAGCACUUGGUGAAGGAUCUGGGAAGCUUGAAUGGGACUUUUGUGAACGAUGUUCGGAUUCCCGACCAGAAAUACAUCACGCUGAAACUGAACGAUGUGAUCCGCUUUGGCUAUGAUCCCAACAUGUAUGUGUUGGAGCACAUACAGCACCAAGUCCCAGAAGAAGCACUUAAGCAUGAGAAAUACACCAGCCAACUCCAGAUGAGCUUUAAAGGCACAUCAAUGAAAAGGGUGGAGCAGCAAAUGGAUCACAGUGGAGAUACUGAAUCGCCCCAAGCCAAGCUGGAGAAAGGCGAGAAGAAAGCAGUUACAGAGACAACUACGACUUACCGUACACCCCUUUACGGUCAGCCAUCAUGGUGGGGAGAAGAUGACGCAAAUAAUAAAUUGGAGGCAACGGAUGAUAGGAGGCAAGAAGAACAUUAUUCAGAAAGAGCAAAAGAAAUAGCUCAGCACGAAGAAGAAAUCAAUGGUAAUAUAAGUGGUUACAGAGAUUCUCAGGGAGAGUCUGUCUACGCAUUCCGGAGGGAGCCUAGUUACUUCGAAAUCCCCACGAAAGAAUUCCAGCAGCCAGUGAAAUCUCCAGAGGCCCAAGUCCACGAGAUUCCCACCAAAGACAUUGACCCAGCAGUGCCCCCUGUCGUGCAGAGUCAUGCCUCUUUCACCAUUGAGUUUGAUGAUUGCACUCCGGGUAAAAUAAAGAUCAAAGAUCACGUCACCAAAUUCUCACUCCGGCAGAGGAGGAACCUCAGUAAGGACGCAGGACACGUGGAAAUGAUCUCGGCAGAGAACAAAGUGGCCGACUGGCUGGUGCAGAACGACCCGAGUCUCAUAAGGAGGCAGUCCCCAGGGGAUGAUGUGUACAGCACCAAAAGUGAUCUCCCGGUUCACGUGAGGACUCUGAAAGGCAACAGACAUGAAGACGGAACACAGAGUGACUCGGAAGAUCCAGUAGCACCCACAGCGGAGAAGGAGACUCCUGGGAGUGACCAUGCGGCUGAGCAAGCCAAGCUCCACCGCCAAAUCCGGCGUGACCCCCAGGAAUUGCUCCACAACCAGCAAGCCUUCGUCAUAGAGUUCUUUGAUGAUGACACCCCUCGGAAAAAGAGGUCGCAGUCCUUCACGCACAGUGGCCACUCCUCCCUGAACGAUGUGGAUCCUGCCCUGAAAACCAAGGCUGAGAAACGCAAAAUUACCGUGCCUGCCGAGAAACCCGGGAGCUCUGCUCCUCCGCCACAUCUGGCUGCAGCCGGAACCAAAGGGCCAAGUAACGCUUUCACCACCCCGAGAGCUGGCUCCUUUAAGAGGGAGAAGACGGAGGAGCGGAUCAGCUCUUCCGCAUCUUCCACCUCCAGGGCGUCUGUUAAAAGUCACGGCAGCGUUGGGCGGAAGUCUAAAAUCUCUCAGGAUUUUGCUGCUGAGUUCUUAAGGGAGAGUUCUCAAGCUGCGAAAGCCAGCACCGAGAAGCCACCUCCCGUGCCAGCAGCGCUCGCCCCACGGAUGGUGGUAGUACCACCGUCCGCACCUGAAGCCCCCCCUGUGCCAGCUGUCAACCCUAAGUUGGUCAAAGCAAGGAACCACGAGGAAGAGGACAGCUUGAGUGAAACCGGCACAUACACCAUUGAGACAGAGUCGCAAGAUAAAGAAGUAGAAGAAGCGCGGAAGAUGAUAGAUCAGGUUUUUGGUGUUUUGGAGUCUCCGGAAUUUUCCAGAAUUUCUUCAGCCUUCCGGCCUAUUAUAAAAGGGGAAAAAGAAGAACUGGGUCCGCACCAUUUGAUUGGUGAAAAUGGCUCAAGCCCAAAGGUGACUAUGAUGCAGGUCAUCGCUUCCAAGGUGGCAAGUGGACACCAUGCAGAGAUGCAGUUACCACCACCAUCUCAAGGUGGCCAAAAAUGGGUGUCGAGAUGGGCAAGCCUGGCAGAUAGUUACACAGACACAGGAUCUGCUCUUGGACUUGGGGAUGCCCACCAGCAGGGAACCUUCUCUCAGGCGGGCAUGGAAAAGGACUCCAGUCCUAAAAUGGGAGAACCCGACACGUCUGUGUCUUCACGGAUGAGACGUCUUCUCCCACAGCUCCCUCCGGGGGACAAACCAGAAAGUCCAACACCAACCAUUUUAAUUUGCCAAGAGACUUUUCCUGAUGUUUCCCAAAUGAAUGCUAUUAACGACCAUGGGGCAGAAAUAUAUGUGGAUCCUGCCAGCCGGCUGUUCAUUCAGGAAGACUUGGAUCCUGAUAGCCUUAGUGAUGCCAGCAAAUCCGAUGAUGGCUUUGGCUUAGAAAAAGGCAGGAGAUGCCAAGACCACACCAAAGUAUCUGUGCAGGCACAGGCGAGGGCUGAAAACGCAAAGUCCGAAAGCCACCAACGUGCUGUGCCAAGGCUUUCGAGUCUGAGAGCUUCAAGUGAUCCUCUGUCGACAUCUUUCUAUAUUGGUGACGAGGAAGAGGAAGUAGGGUUUCCUUCGAAACUUUCUUCAAGCACUUCUCAUGCUCAGGUGGGCAAAGACGAAGCUUCUUUCAGGUCUGGAAAGCCAGCUGUCAAAGGUGUUAGCAAUACCUACAUUAGCUCAAAUGGGAAAAUGGUCAUCUCCCUGCACCCCGGGCUCCCUCUUCCUGAGCAAGAAGUUGUAGCCACAAAAGAAAUUUCAUCUUUUGUUCGGCAGGAAAGUUUUACCAAAGAGAAAUCAAGCAGCACCGUCCCCCAAAACAGGCUUCCACAUAUCUCAAGUCACCCUCUGCUUAAAGAUCUCGAUGUUGCUCGAGCAAAUCGCAUGGACUAUAAUCCAGAUACCCACCUUCUCCUUAAAGACACUGAAACUGCUCUGGCAGCCCUGGAAGCCAAACUUCUCUGCCAAACCCACCAACUUGAUGUUCCAGAAAAUACCCCGGGGCAGUUGGAAGAUUCCUUAUCGGGGGAUUCAGAUGUGGACACAGCAAGCACUGUCAGCUUGGUGAGUGGCAAAAAUCUCCCAAGCCAACCGCCGAAACGUAAAGCUGUGGCGACUUUGCAAAAAGAGAAGUCCUCUUCCACAUCAUCCAUACAAGACCAGCCGAGUGCACGUGAAAGGCUUUCAGAGAAACGGAAGACUCUGCCACCCGAAACUGGAAACAAAGGUGAAAAUGCAAAAUGUUUCCAAGUAAAACGUAACACAGGGACUGCUGGCUCUCUAGAUUAUACAGAUGAUGAACGAAGUAGUAAUCUCCCGUAUUUGACAUCGACUGAAGUAGCCUCCUCUGACCAAGAGCAGUCUGCCUCCCGGCCGAUCUCUCGAAAGAAGCCUUUCUCGCAGUCCACCAAAGAAGAACAUGGCAAAGUGACCCCAACCGUGCAAAAGAUUCAACAAGUUCUCACUAGGUCAAAUAGUUUAUCAACCCCGAGACCUACGAGAGCCUCAAAGCUUCGCCGUGCCCGGUUGGGAGAUACCUCGGAUAACGAGAGUGCUGAUACUGAGAAAACGACAUCUCAUCAUGAAGCAGCAACAGCAGCUGCCAAACAGCCCGUGGAGACCAAGAAACUGUCGAGGCUUGACAUCCUUGCCAUGCCCAGGAAACGGGCGGGAUCUUUCACCGUGCCAAGUGACUCUGAGAGUGCACCACCAAGACCAGCUUUUUCAGGGCGCAGCGCAGAGUCAUAUUAUUCUACUAGAAAACCACCCGUAUCAGAAGCCAGAAAUGCAGCUAGGAAAACAGCAGCCGCAAUAGCUGCUUCGAAGCAGCCUUUUAGUAGAACACGUUCCAGCAGUGUCAAGUACUCCUCUUCUUCCACUUCAAGGCGGCGACAGCCGGGCUCAGAUUAUACUUCCACUUCUGAGGAGGAGUAUGGCUCAAACCACAGCUCCCCUAAACACAAACGCUCCCAUACUUCAACAGCCACCCAGACGCCAAGGACCCGAGGCGGCGGGUUGAAUAAGCAGAAGCACAGCAACAGCCGAGAGACAGAAGAUGAGGACUGUGAUGAGCACGAUCCCUACAACUUCAUUGCACAAACUGCAGAGAUCGCAGAAAUAGCCAGAUUAAGCCAGACUCUGGUGAAGGAUGUAGCCAUUCUUGCUCGAGAGAUUCACGACGUUGCUGGUGAUGGAGAUUCCCAGAGCUCAUCAGGAACAGGACAAAGCACAUCCCUCAGUUCUGUGCCUAACACCCCUGCUUCUACCAUCUCAGCAAGGGAAGAGAUUGCUCAUACAUCUUUACGGGCAGCAAUUUCAUCUCAGCUGGUGCAACACAUCCCCGAAGCAAGUCUGAACUACCAGAAGGUGCCUCCUGGUUCGAUGGGAUUCCAUGAUUUUGACCAAAAUAUGAAUGACAGCCGAGAAGAGGAUCCCACGAGGAAAACAAGGACAAGAAACAGAGAAGAGGUAAUCUUCGACAACCUGAUGCUAAACCCAGUGUCCCAGUUAUCCCACACCAUCCGCGAAAACACAGAGAAUUUGGCUGAGAAAAUGAAAAUUCUGUUCCAGAACACGGAGAGGACGUGGGAGGAGAUGGAGGCCAAAAUUAACUCUGAAAAUGAAGUGCCAAUACUAAAGACCUCAAACAAGGAAAUCAGCUCCAUUCUGAAGGAGCUACGAAGAGUCCAGAAGCAACUUGAAGUUAUAAAUGCCAUCAUCGAUCCAAGUGGAAACUUGGACAUGGUCGCCAAUCACAAAAUAUCUUCUGCCCCCACGCAAUCCGCGGCAGCUAAAGUCAGGACUGCUAACAACAUUUCUGGGUCCGUGUUGGAGGCUUUGUCCCCUGUCAAGAGAAGAAACUACGCCCAGAAAUCGAACUUUGGUACUUCUAGCUUGCAGGAUGCUAACUUUGUUCCGGAUGGGGAGAAAUACGUGAUCUAGUAGAAUAUUUUCUAUGGGCUUUAUCCUCUCAUAUGUAAUUUACCGUGGCGUUUAGUAUUGUGUAUGAGUGGUUGUGGACAAGUCUGUGUGGAGCAGUUGUUUAGAUUGCUAACACAUUGCACAAACAGAAGAAGAAGGUACAAUCUAUGCUGUGUGGGGGAUGAGUGCCAGGCCUAUGUAUAUGCCUUUAAAUUAAAAAAAAAAGACUAGCACUGUGGAACAGCACAUAUUCAGCAUAGAGGCAGGCUCCAAUUUUUAACAGAAAGUCACCGAUUGUAUAAAUCAUCCAAUGUGCCAUAGCAAACUGGCUUUGCGGAUUCUUCACUCCAUACUGCCGAAGCGCUAAUGUAUCCCUGUAUGUAGCCUGUUUAUAGAUCUCUGUUUAGUUGUAUAGAGGCUCCGUUUUGAAAAUGUACCUUGGGGAGGUGGCUGGUGCUGUAUAUUUAAUUUUCAGUACAGAACAUUAAUCAUGCUGUCAGAACCAACUUUUGUAUUUGUCAGUGGGAGGUUUCUUUCAGAAAUCUUGGAAGCUUCUUCAAGAAAGGGACGUAGAUGAGACUGAAUUAUUCCGCUCCCCAUCAUGCCGCUUUCCCUCUUCCGCUGUGAGCGGGUAAUAAAAAUGCAGAUGAUGGAGAGCACCAGUGAUUAGCUUUGCAUUUCUUCCCCCUUAUAGUAAUUUACUUGAAAAAUUCCAGAUAUAUAUAUCAGUUUAGAGGAGACAAAUCUGCGACCAGGUCAGGAUUUUGUAUUGAGGUUGCCAAAUUUUUAUCAUUUUUUUGGAUAGUUGCUGUGUAGCAAAGCAUUUAUGUGGUCGACAUGGGUUUUUCAAUACAACCCACAAGGCUGGGGAGGAGAGCUGAUCUUGUGGUAAUGAGUGUAAAUUGCUAAGUGGGGUCUGCCUUGGUUUGCAUUUGGAUGGGAGUCUACAUGUGAGUGCUGUAAAAUAUUCCUUUUAGGUGAUGGGGCCAUAGCUCACUGGAAGAACAUCUGCAUGCCUGCAAAUAGAAUAUCCCAAGUUCACUCUCUGGCAUCUCCAAGUAGGGCUGGGAGAGACUCCUGCCUGAAACCUCUGAGAAGCCGCUGCUGGUCAGAGUAGAUAGUACUGAGCUAGAUGGACUCAUGGUCUGACUCGGUAUAAGGCAAUUUGCUAUGUUUCCUCUGUUGGUUGCAGAUAUGGGGAGUAAAGUGUGAGUUCUCCAUAGCUGGGCAAUUAUUCAGGGUGUGACCACAAAUCCCUUUUCAUGCCUCUAAAUCGUCUUGAUAUCUGUAGGCAACUGAAGAACGUAAGAAUAUGGGCCACAUUUUGCACUCAUAUAGGAGUCCUGUAAAUUCAUUAGAGCAGUAGAAGAUGUGGGCUAGUUCCACAUACUUCCAGCUCCGGGACUUUGGGGGCCCUUGAGCAAGGCACAUGCAGUGGGCCCCAUUUAAACUGCUGGAGGUGGGGUGCACCAUUUGAGAACCUCUUCUGCAGCCUCCAGCUUCCUUGAGUGCCCAUGCAAAUGAAGAUAGUGGCUCUUUGGGGACACAGGGCCAUUUAUUGCCCUUAGAGCUCCAGAACAUGUCUGGCCUUGCCACCCUCUGGAGCUGGUCACGGGACUGGAAGAUCACCAAAAACAGUUGUGGCAACUUAAGAGAUACCUCCUCCUUCCAAAAUAUAUGUUGGAGAUCAGGAAAGUAACCUCCAAAGAAGGGUGAGAUUCCAGCUAUUGCCUGAUGUAGCCUACAUGAAUGUGGAUGCUAGACAUAUAUCUGACGUUUCCUUUGGUGGGUUCAUAAUUUCGGCCUUGUGUGGUCUCUGCAUUGCAGUCAAGUAGCUUAGCUGCUGUUGCUGAGAAUGCUGUGCUGCUUCCAGCAUUCAUGCCAAAAUGAAUGGGAAUUUGAGCUGGCAGGGCACUCUGAGGAUCAGGACACCCUGGGUAAACAAUGAUGAUUGAUUUUAUGCUCAUUCCUCUGCUCUUAAAGCAAUAACUCAAGCCUCAAUCUACUUCUCACCCUGGUGCCAUCCUGUUGAAUCCAGAGAUAUGAAAGCUGCCUUGCUUGUGGGAAAUGAAUGUUACCAGUGGCUGCUUUUUAAACACAGUAUUAGUCUGAUUUUGCAUUUCAGACCAUUAUAAUCCUGGAUAAUACCAAGGAUAAUUUUGCAGCUCUUAAACACACCAGCUUAAAAAAAAAUGAUUUUCAUCAUCCACUUGCCAAAUUCUAAGUGCUGGUUGAAAGGGAGGAGAAAGUGGCACUUUUCACUGUUGGAAGUGCUUGUUGAUGCCAGUCAGCAAAGUGAAAUAUUUUUUAUUAUAAAUUCCUCUUGUCCUAAGUGAUUACUAAAAGGAAAAAAGAAAUAGUCUCUUGUCUUUAUUGUUGAAAAUAGGCAGAUCAAGUUCAGUUGAAAAGUAUAGCCCCAUUCACAUGUUGUGUUCCACACUCUUACGAGAGUACAGAGUAACUGGUACAGAUCUGUACACAGGUACAGCGAUUCACAUGUUAUGUUGAAUGCAGGUACAGCAAUACACUUCCUUUCUGUUCCAUGCAUUUGAGGGGCUAGUACCCAGAUUCAUUUAAAAAAAUAAUCCCAGGUACAAUCAUUCACACACAAAUAGGUACGAGUGUACAGAUAUCAGAUAAUGUCCAAAUCGUAUAUAAUGUCCAGAUCAGACUUGAAUGUGCUGUAUGUGAGCUUAUCAAUGAAAAUGAUUCCCCCAAGUUUGAAAUGUCCUGAGUGCUCUGAAUUCAUUUAGAGUCACAGCUCUGAAUAGAGCACACACUUUGUUUGCUGAAGGUCCUAAGUUCAAUAUCCAGCUCAGGGGCAAUUCAAGAUAUUGCGGUGCCCUAGGUGAGGUGUCAAAUGUUGCCUUGCCCCAUGCCCCUGGUGGAGUGGGGGUGGGGGCAGCCCCCUUUCAAAACCAACCUUUACGAAACGGAAAGUAGCACUGGGGUUGGGGCAGGAGGAUGAGAAGUGGCUAACCGCCUCUUCCAAUGCUGCUUGUGAGUUUUACAAGGGGUGUGAGGAGAAGAGGGCAACCUUCGCUCUUCUCUCCAUGCUCCCUGCAGAGCUUGUGAGGGUCCUGAAGACCUUCCUUGAUGGCAGCAUCGGGCAUCUCUUCCCUACUACCCCAAUAAAUUGCUGCCUGAGGCAAUUGCCUCGCCUCAUGGAAAGGCUGCCCCUGCUCCAGCUACAAGGUUAUUGGUUGAAAAAGAUCUUCCCCCAAGACCUUGGAGAGCCACUGCCAGUCAGAGUACACAGUACUGAGCUCGAUGGGCCAAUGGCAGCUUUGUAUAGAUUCCUGGGGGGAUAGAAAGGGGGAACCCUAUUAGAACUGGCUUCUGCAGUCUGUGGUUCAUAACCAUACCAUGCUUGUAUGUACUCAAUCUCUUGUUUCCCAUUGGAUUUAUGUCCUUGUGAAAAGAGACAGGAUUAAGCAACUAGAACUGGGAACCACUUGAAGCUAUCAUUACAAUGAAGGGAUGCUUGCAGAUACCAAACUCUGCCUGCAGUGAAGAAGGGUGUAUACAGACAACCAUUUACAAAAUGGUAGCACGAUUACAGUGUGCUACUUGGUAAGCUGGUUGUUGGUAGGAUCCUGACAAGGAGUGAGGGGGGAUACUUCCAUACCUUUCCCAGUGCAGAUGUAUAAUCUGCACUGUGUAAUCUGGCAGUGGCCAGAGGUGCUUUCGAUCAGUUUUGGCUGAUAUACCAGCUGCACCUGUUAUGACCUUAGAACAGUGAUUCAUAUGCUGGUAACCUCCAGACGACUACAGCAAUGUGCUCUAUGUGGGGCUGAUUUUGUACGUACUCUGGAAAUUGCAGUUUGGUAUAGAAUGUGGCAGCCACAUUGGUCUCUUGGUCAUCUCGAAGAUACCGGCCUGGUUCAUAUGGUAUUGCCUGAUUGGAUACCAAAUUGUACAAGGAGGUGCAUAUUAUUAUUACUACUACUAUUAUUAUUAUUAAUUUGAUUUCAAUACCACCCUUCCAAAAAUGGCUCAGAGCAGUUUACACAGAGAAAUAACAAACAAAUAAGAGGGAACCCUGUCCCCAAAGGGCUCACAUUCUAAAAAGAAACAUAAGAUAGACACCAGCAACAGUCACUGGAGGAAGUACUGUGCUGGGGGUGGAUAGGGCCAGUUACUCUCCCCCUGCUAAAUAAAGAGAAUUACCACGGUAAAAGGUGCCUCUUUGCCCAGUUAGAAAGAUACGUGCAUAUCUUUCUCCUGCACAUGCUGUUCUAUGUUUGCAUACUCACAUGGUGGGUGAAACAACCAAGUUGUUUCUAAUUGUGCAGGUAUUUUACAUUGCACGAUUCAGGGUGGUUUGGACAUUCUCUUCCCCCCACCUCCCGUGAGCAUGUGGGGACAGAACAGUGUGCCAGGUGGGAGGUACACAUGCAUUCAUAUUCUCUUUGUGGAAUUGGGAGACUGGUCAGAUAGUAUCAUUUGGCUUACUGAGUGUCUACACCUCGUGAUGGCCUAGUAUUUGAUAUAUGGUUGUCUGUACUGACCUUAGUUGGGACUAAAAUAACUAGUCCACUACCAGGAGGAUUUGUUGCUCUGGUUUUCUAUAGGGUGGGAUGGAAUGAUCAUCUUUGGUACAUGCCGCAAUAGUCCAAUGACUCCCCAUUGCUGAUUUGCUGGAAGUGAGCAUUAGGAAUGGGACACAUGAUAGUGUCAGGCCCUGAGGGUAGGGAUUAAAAAUUAUGGAUGUAUCCAAUAACCUAUUAAACGGGAUAAACGGCUCACAUUAUAGGAUGGGAAGAGUAAAGUUGCUCUGGCAAAAUAACAAAACUUCAUAUAGUUUCCAAACAUGACUUUUGUCCAAAAUAGUUUCCAAAAAUAAUUUUAGACUCAUGGCAUGUAUUGUUCGUAGGUACUUGGCUGAGUGGGGCUUCAAAAGUAGAAGUGUUGCUGUUGACACCUGCAACAGAGUUUUCUGAGACUCUCUCUAUUAGAGAUGCAUCCAGCUAUCAUUGUUAUCUGUAUCCUUUCUUUUUAGGUAGAUAUAUUUUUGCCUCACUGGCAGUAACCUUUGAUUCAGUUCUUCAGGAGGAUUCCAGAAUUCAUUAAAUUUACUGCAAGUGGAAAAGCCAAAAGUGGUGGUUGGAUCACAAUACCCUCCCCUUCCCUCCAGUUCUUCACUAUAAUUAAAGAAACAUGCCAACACAACUCUGUAUUUGCCAGCAACAUCUCAAUAGACUUAUCUCUUGAGAUGUAGUGUAAGAGAAAUAAAAACAUGGGCCUAGUUCAAAUAAACUUGGAACAAUCAUCGGGGGAAUGGGAUUGCAUUUGCCCAACCUGUCAAAUGCCACAUAUGGGCAUAAUCUUUGCAUAGGGCCUACAUGUAUGUAGGCCCGAACAGUAGGGUCAUUAGUGAACAGGGAGACUAUCCUAUCGUUCAGGCCUAGUGUGUGGUAUUUUGCUUGCAUAGACCCUAUGCAAAAGUUAACACCCCUUCACGCAUAGUCAGACAUGUCUGCCAAGUGGUACAGGUGGGUAUGUGUUCCUACUACACAUAUCCUCUGUCAGUGGUUCCCAACCAGUGUUCCUCCAGAUGUUGCUGAACUACAACUCUCAUCAUUCCCAGCUAUAGUUUAUUGUGGCUGGGGGUGAUGGGAGUUCUAGUUCAGCAGCAUCUGGAGGAACCCUGGUUGGGAAACACUGCUUUAUGUUCAUCCAAACCAGACCUGUGUGUCUAAUAGUACAGCUUGCUCUGCAUUAUGUCAGGUGUAAUUAAGCCAAAGAAGCAGCCACGUUAAUUCUUCCCUCAUCUUUGGGUCCCUCUAAUGCACCUAUAUAUUCCCAGCUUUUAUACCACAUACAAUUUGUUAAAUUUCCAUCCUGGUUUUGAAUAUCCUGGAUCCCGUUUACUUGUUUGUUUCGUUUUUAAAUUCUGUUUGUUCAGGGUUUUUUCCAUGAGUGUUUUCGGGUUGCUCCACUGAUUCUGCCAUCACAGUCUGGUUUUUAUAUGUAUAUUAUUGCAUGUUUUGUUUAUAUUUGAAUUUUUUUUUUUUAAACAAAAUCUGUACUUAGCUGGUAAGUUUCGGAGGAACAAAAUGCCCAUAUCCUAUUGAAAUUCAGUGGCGAGUUGGGUAUUUGAUUGCCUCAGGAUUCCUUCUGAAAACUGCAGCUUGGUUCUAUAAGCUUGAAAAAAAAACCCACUACCACCAUGUAUUCUUUAGGUUGUGUAAAAAUGUCGUGUUCUUGUUGUUCCAUUAUGAUGGGAUGAAUGUAAAUUCUCCAGAGAAUGCCUGCCUGCUUUGUAGGGGUUCAGACAACCAGCAGCAAGUUAGUAGGAAGAAGCUGCCAGUCUACAUUGAUCAUGAGCUCCAGCUAUUUGUCGGACCAAUCAUUUCCAUGUUGUGCAGAUCCACCAAUGAUUGGUCGACAAGGUUGGGUCCACCAGUGAUUGGUUGACAAGGUUGGGUCCCUUCUGCCAACCAACAUUAUCCACCCAACUUCAAAUAUUGGUUACAAUAUAUUGGUGGCAGAGAGGCACCUGACCCUGGCAAGUUCACACAACACAGAAAUGAGUGGAAGUACUGGCAAGCGGUGGGAGUGUGCACUCACUGUGGACUGUUGGCUCCCUCGCCUCACUUGCCACUAGUCGUCUGAGCCCAUCCUAUGAAAGAGUAAUGUGGUGUCGUUUUCAUGCUGCUGGUGACAAUAAAGCUGAAUUAAGUGGCAAUUAACAGGGCCAUUUCUCCAGCAGGUUGAAGUCUUUGCACAAGUUUGAACUGUUUGUUAAUGAUUUUGCAUGUGUCCAGAUGGAUGGUGGACCAACAGGACUGGGUUCCACUCGCUUUGAAAGUUUUUCAGGACUUAUUCUGGAAGUAUGUUCAUAAGGCCAAUGGCUGAACCUGGCCAUUGGGGGCAAAAUUGACUUGUGUUGAUGUUCUACCUGUGGGAUGCUUGCCAUACAGAUCAGCUCUGGGGUUCAUUUUGCACAUUAUAUGUAAGCAAAACAAAGUUUGCCAUGCAGCAUAGGAUCAGUAGGGAGCUGUAGAUGAUUACAGCUGCCCAAUUGUCUUAGCAUGGUACAUGCGUUCCUCAAACUUACACUACACAUUUAGGUAUGCACUUAAAAGUUCCGAGGUGUACAUCUAAAAACAGUACUGUACAAAUAGUCCUGAGUCAUCCUUAAAUGAAUAAAUAGAAAAUGUUUUCUUUGAAUGUUUACAGAAAGCCUACUUUAUAAAAACAAAUGUACAAGUGCAAGAUUCUACUGAUUUUAUUUCCUUCAUUUUAGAGUGUGUUUUGUUUCUUUUUUAAAUCCAGCAAAUGUAUACAUGAUUUUGCAGCUGUAAAAAGUACAUUAACUACCUGUUCAUUUUCUGAUGUGCCCCUUGCUGAAUUGUGCCUACCUGCUGCUGUUAUGCUGCUGAAACCAUUUCUGCUGUUCCAAAAUGUUCACAGAAUCACCCAUUCCAUUUGCAUGCAGCACAAAUGCAAGCCAAGCUGUAUGAGAGUAUAGCUGAAAUUCAACUUUGUAUAAUUCAGAACUGUUCAAUGACUUUUCAAUCAUUUCCACACCCUCUUUUGAAAUAUUAUGUAUAACUCCGAGAUCCAUCAUUUUAUCCCUAACUCAUAUAAAGUGAGUUGGUUCCCACCCACCGCUGUUUUUUUGGAAAAUUUUCUUUUUUAAAGAAGUAAUUUAUUUUGUUUGGUUUAUAGGCAAUUAUCUGUACAUUUUUGUUCCAAAGUGAUGUUGUGGAUGUCUUUAAAAACAAAAUAAAUGGUUAUUUUAUAUAAUUUUAUCAUACAUUUGCUAUAAUAAAUCAUUCUCUUUCCUCCCCCUU